Cyprinodon tularosa is the source of this 5625-nucleotide messenger RNA. RefSeq names its product glycerol-3-phosphate acyltransferase, mitochondrial (gene gpam). Gene Ontology annotation, biological process: phospholipid biosynthetic process. The transcript has 20 exons. The record is from RefSeq and is a predicted model, not a curated record. The coding region runs from base 66 to 2540 and encodes 824 amino acids. Gene Ontology annotation, cellular component: plasma membrane; mitochondrial membrane. NCBI's taxonomy places the organism in Eukaryota, Metazoa, Chordata, Actinopteri, Cyprinodontiformes, Cyprinodontidae. Gene Ontology annotation, molecular function: glycerol-3-phosphate O-acyltransferase activity.
CUCCCCAGCCUGCCAGCAUCUGCUGCGUGCGUGAUCCAUAAGGAGUGAGAGGGGCAGCGGCGAGGAUGGAGCUCUCUGACGGCUUGUUGCUGCAGGUCGGCAACGGAGAGCAGUGGUGCAACCGCUGGAAACAUCCCAAUGAAGAUGUCGACCGCAGCACCAGUCCAUCAGUUCUGCGCUCUGUUGCCAGGACGUGGAAGGAGGGCCUGCUGAACAGAAAGAGGCCAUUUGUCGGCCGGUGCUGUCACUCCUGUACUCCUCAGAGCUGGGAACAGUUGUUCAACCCCAGCAUCCCAUCUCUGGGCCUACGUAACGUCAUCUACAUCAAUGAGACCCACACUAGGCAGCGGGGCUGGUUGGCACGUAGGCUCAGUUAUGUGCUGUUUGUUACGGAGAGAGACGUCAACAAGGACAUGUUUACCAGGAACGUGGUCGACAAUGUGCUCAACAGCAGCAGGGUGGAAGCUGCUAUUUUGAAGGUUGCAACUGAGGCAGAUGCUGUGGUAGGACAGCCUGGCCAUGACCAUAAGGCUGUCAGUAAAGUGAAGCAGAAAGCCAGAGCCUUCCUCCAAGAGAUGGUGGCCAAUGUUUCCCCAGCAUUUAUUAGGCUGACAGGGUGGGUUCUUCUGAGGUUGUUUAAUGGUUUCUUUUGGAGCAUCCAGAUCCACAAAGGACAGCUUGAAAUGGUCAAGAAAGCUGCCUCAGAGAAAAAAAUACCCAUGGUCUUUCUGCCGGUGCACAAAUCCCACAUUGAUUACCUACUCAUCACACUGAUUCUGUUCUGUCAUAACAUCAAAGCCCCCCACAUCGCAGCGGGAAACAAUCUCAGCAUCCCAAUCCUCAGCACUGUGAUCCGUAAACUUGGUGGAUUUUUCAUACGGCGGAGAAUGGAGGAGACGAGGGAUGGAAAGAAAGACAUUUUGUACAGGUCGCUCCUCCAUGCCUACACAGAGGAGUUAUUAAGGCAGCAGCAGUUUUUGGAGGUCUUUCUGGAGGGUACCCGGUCCCGCAGCGGUAAGCCCCUUUCAGCACGUGCAGGCAUGCUCUCCAUCGUGGUCGACACGCUGUACACAGGGGCAAUCGGAGACGUGCUGGUCGUGCCAGUUGGCAUCUCAUAUGACCGAAUUAUUGAAGGCAACUACAAUAGUGAGCAGCUGGGGAAACCCAAGAAGAAUGAGAGUUGGUGGGGGAUAGCCUGUGGGGUAUUUAGGAUGCUAAGGAAGAACUAUGGUUGUGUUCGAGUGGAUUUCAACCAGCCCUUCUCCCUAAAGGAGUACUUGGACACCCAGAGGAGCCGUCAUAUUCCCCCACCAGUGUCUCUCGAAAAUGCCUUGAUGCCAUACAUCAUUUCUGCACAGCCUGAUGGUCAGUUUGAAGAGCAGGAGGAGGAGGAGAUGGACAGAGAGGUCCCUGACGAGCUCUUUAGACGACAUGUCAUCAACAACCUGGCCAAGCAUGUCCUCUUCACGGCUAACAAAUCAUCAGCGAUCAUGUCGACCCACAUUGUGGCCUGCCUGCUUCUGUACCGACACAGGCAGGGGGUAGUUUUGUCCAAGCUUGUUGAGGAUUUCUUCAACAUGAAGGAAGAGAUCCUGUCCCGGGACUUUGACCUGGGUUUUUCAGGUAACUCUGAGGACGUGGUCAUGCGUGCCCUCCACCUUCUGGAAAAAUGUGUCAACGUGACCAGCAGCGCCAACCGCAACGGAGAGUUUACCAUCGCUCCCUGCCAAACCGUACCUGCGCUUUUCGAGCUCAACUUUUACAGCAACGGCCUUUUCCACGUCUUUAUUCCUGAUGCAAUCAUUGCCUGCAGCAUCCUGUCACUGCAGCGAGAGCUGAUGACAGAGUCUGCUCACCGACCCAAAGAUCGCAGCAGCCUUCUACUGAGCCAGGAGCGACUCAUCCACAAGGCUGCAGGUCUCUCCCAGUUCCUAACCAAUGAGGUGGCUGUGGCACCUCCCUGUCAGACUAUUUAUCAAGUUCUGAGCGAUGCAGUGACCCGACUGAUCCAGUAUGGAGUCCUCUAUGUGGCAGAUGAGGACCAGGAGGAGCUGAGCUCCAGUCCAACAGAAGAGCCAUGGCCUAAAAAGUUUUCUGAGCCCCUCUCCUGGAGGAGUGAUGAAGAGGAUGAAGACAGCGACUUUGGAGAGGAGCAGCGAGAUCGCUACUUAAAGGUGAGCCUGUCAGCUGAGCACCAGGAGUUCUUCAUUUUCCUGCAGCGACUGCUCAGUCCAGUGCUGGAGGCCUACAGCGGGGCUGCAGUUUUUGUUCACAGUUUGAGUCAACCUGUGCCUGAGUCUGACUACACUCUGAGGCUCUUCAGAUACCUGCUCACGCGGACAGAGAGAGAAGUGGCUGCUUAUGGUGAAAGUGCGACUCAUUAUCUGGUGAAGAACACAGUAAAGACAUUCAAAGAGCUCGGGGUCCUAAAGGAAAGAAGAGAGAACAGAGUAACAGUUGUGGAGCUCAGCAGCACCUUUCAACCUCAGGCCAACAGGAACAAACUCCUUCAGUACAUCUUAAGCUUCACCCUUCUGUGACUGGGGCACUUCUAAAACCCCAGCGUCCUCACGUAAUAAAGGGCUUCUACUGGAUACUUCAAAAAAGUCCCAGGUGCUAUCUGUGGAAAGCUUUACCAGGAAGUGCCUUCACGCUUCGGCCGCUAACUAUUCGCUGACAGCUGAAAGAGACUUGAAGCCAGUCUUCCUGUUUUUCUUUCCAGCCAGCCGAUAACAGGCAUGUACAAAUAUCUGCAGAGGUACCUCUAGGAAUCUUUAGCAACGUUAACCACGCAGUCAAAACAUUUUGAUGUGGUCAAAUAUUUGAAGUGUAAACAAAAGAAGAAAAAAAGCAAUCUGAACAAAGGAAGCUGCCUUUCAUUCAAGUAAACAAGUAAAAUAUGCAUAGGAAAUAACAAACAGGAGAAUCAUAUAUGGAUUCUUUCUGCUUGUAUGUAAAAGCUGCUAAAAUGACUUUAGUGCUCUUUAGGUACAGAAAAUAAUGUAGUUUCAUGCAAAGUGUUUUUGUUUUGUUCGUUUUUUUAAAUCUUGUACAUAGGUCAAAAGGACAGUAACUCAGCUGUAGUGCUUAUAAAUGCGCACAAUCUGAGGCUCAAUAGCAGUUGAAUUUUUCUUGGCUGAGAGAUGGCGUCCCAGCUACAUGUAAAUAUUCAGAUAUUUCAACACAAACAAAAAAAAUGUGUCAAGAGUUCUGUACAGUUCAAGUUCUGAAAGCAAUCUGCUGCAAGCUGUAGUGAAAUACAGAAAGGGCGUCUCAAUAUAUCACAGUAUGUUUGUCAAUUCUUUUACUUUCAGUAAUUUAGGGGUUUUAAUUAGAAUUCCAAUUUAGAUUCAUUUCCCACUGCCAUAUUUUCAGUGUUUAUUUCUGUCUGUUAGAAUUUUUAUGGCUUAGAUGAAUGAAAACCCUAAACAUUCUCAGAAGAAAAUUAAAUGUUUGCUAAGAUCCUUAAUGAAAUGUUACACGGUGAUGGCAACCUACUGUAGAGGAUGUCCCUGUACAGUAGACUGUACUUUUCAACCAGUACUUAACCAAUGCAAUGUUACCUGGAGACGAGGCCAGGUUAGUUUAAUCUUGACCUUUAGUUCAUCUCUGUUGUUUGAUCUACUGUCUCUAAUCUUUGGCUGGACAGUACUUCAUAGAUACUCUAUUGGUUUUAGCUCAGAUUGCCUUUGGCAUAGUAGGCAGGUACCAAAUCCUGCUGGAAAAUAAAUAAUAGUAAUUCUGAUGUUGAAAGGGCUUCCUAAAUCAUCACUGACUGGAAGCUGAACCACAAACGGCUCGUAAUCUUUCUUUUCACUCUUUCUCUCAUCUAAAAAGAUGAUAGUCAUUUUUCAAAAAGGUUAUAGAACAACUCAACUUAUGGAAUGUACUUAAAAAUCAUUGUUUUUAAUUACAGAUUUUCCAUCAAAUAGACCAGAAAUAAACACUUAAUAUAUAUGUUUUAUUUAUGUAUAUAAGUUCCUUACAUAAAACACCUUUUCAGUGAUUUUCUGAUUUACGGGGACGCAUCUCUUCAAAUUUAUUCAGCAGUGGACUGAAUGGAGGUGGUUUGUUAAGUGCAUUUAACAACUGUUCUCUUAAGUGCAUUCAGCUACACUUUUAUGGAGACUUGUAAUCACUAAUAGUUUUUUGCAAGAACUUUUCAAUGAAUGUAGGGUCACGCAGCUCUUGAAAUAAUCAACACCAGCCAUCACAUCCACCCACGUCACCUCAGAAACUUCUCGAAGAGGGGUAUUUUAAUUCAGUUUUUUUUUUAUCCACAUGUUCAAUGAAACCAUUGCUAAAAAAGGGGAAAUUUCCUCAUCUGGUGGGCAUUUGAGACUUAAAGCUUGUUGAAAAGAAUAUCUGUCUGCUUUUUUUUUUUUUAAGGAGAGAAUAAUGUUGAACAAGAGUGUGGAACAAAGAUAAUAACAAUUACAAUGUCCGUGUUACUAUUUUUGGUUGUUAAGUGAACAAAUAUUUAGAAAUUUGAACUUUCCACAAACCCAGAUCAAAUUGUCUGUUAAAUACAGAGCAUUUCCUUUCUAUUAAUAAGGUGAUGAAAAUACGACAAUUCAGUUUGAAGUUAUGCUGUGCUAAACUGCUGCAUGCAAAUGACAAAACAAGAUUUUUCUUAAGAUGAAAAGGUGUGUAUUUUUGCUUUUGUUCUUGAAUAAUUCAGAUAUUUUUUUCAUUUGAAAUUGAACAUCAGUGUGAAAUAUCCAUCAUGUGUGUUAGCAUGUUCAAAGGCGGAGCGGGAAGGAGUUUUCUAAAGGGGUGAAAAAGUGGAAAUCGUUUUGUGGUACUUGGUUUAAAGUGUAUAAAGACUGAAUCUUUGUGAAAGCAGGCUUCAUUUUGGCCGGUAAUUGUCUUUUUAAAUUUUGUUUUGUGUGUAUGUGAAGCUACACAUUAAUUUUUGUUGCUUAUUUUAAACAGUUCUACUGUAUAAACAGAGAACAACUAUGUUAAAAUCAAAUAGCUGUAUACUAUCUAAAAGAAAUGGACAGCAUGUUGAAGGACGGACCAGUAUGUAACGUCACUGAGAUGUGACGCAGCCAGUGAAUCUGUGAUCAUGUUUAAAACGCCGUUUCUGAGCCUGCAGGCUGUUCCAAACCCCCUGGACUGAGAUCAAACCCCUGUCCAGGAUGCACUGUACAAUUCCUUUGGUUACUCUUCAAAUUGAACCCUGCUUCACCUAUAAGUGAUAUGUUCCCUUAAAAUGAACAAGUUAAAGUGAGAAAGAACAUUUAUUUAUUAGAGUAAAGUUUGUGAAUGUGUGAAUCUGUAUCUGAGUAGGUGAAAAGCUCAGUUUGGUUUUUGUGUUGUGGGACUUGAUGCUACUGAAAUUAACACCUCACUGUAAUUCUUCAAUGUCAAACAUCCCUGUAUAUGAAGAGCAGAUGCCUUUUUAACUCUAGUCUUCUUUUUUUAUUUUGUGCAUGUGAACAUUUUUCACGUAGGAGUUAAACCAAACUGUAGAUUGUACCUUAAGCGGAGUAGGAGGUGAAAAUCGGAAGUUUCUUUGUGAUAAUCACCAGCUACUACAGUCUUUAUUUGAUGUUGCUUUGAGCAAAGCACAAAUGGCAUUAUUGGAUUAUGUUUUAAAUAAAUUAACAAUAGAACAAA